Messenger RNA from Poeciliopsis prolifica (blackstripe livebearer), 1131 nucleotides. Its product is annotated as ena/VASP-like protein. The record is from RefSeq and is a predicted model, not a curated record. The coding region runs from base 107 to 493 and encodes 128 amino acids. Lineage: Eukaryota; Metazoa; Chordata; Actinopteri; Cyprinodontiformes; Poeciliidae. The transcript is spliced from 5 exons.
CACACACUCUCACACACACACACUCACUCUCUCCCUCCAGCCGUUCGUCUCCGGCUGCAGGACGCCAUCGCUGUGAGGAGCCGCCGCCUCAACCAGUCACGCCACCAUGAGGUCUAUGGGAGGCCCUUCCUCAGAGGAAGCUCCGCCCCCGUUCUUCUCCAUCACCAGCCGGCGAGUCCAGGACGAGUUCCUGAAAGAGCGCCAGAGGAGGCUGGAGUCCCAGAGCGACGCCUCCUCCCCGCUAAGCUCCUCCCCUUCCUCCUCCUGCUCCCCCCUCCCCUCCCCCUCCCCGCAGGCUCCGCCCCCUGCCUCCCCCUACUCCCCCCCCAGGCAGCCUGACUCCUCCCCAGGUCUGUCCCUGUCCAGUCCAGAGCUGCUGUCAGAGCUGACCAGGAGAGACAUGUCCUCUGAGACGCGUCCAGAAGCGCAGCGGACUGACCACCGUCUUCUCAGGACGAGGACGACAGGUCUCUGGCUCCUCCCCCUAGGCUGAGCCAGCCAAUAGGAGAGCUGCUGCUCCUCUCUCUACCUCCACAUCACAAUUUGAGCCAGAAAACUGAACCACUGAGUCCAUGGAGCGUCACACACAGAAGCCCCGCCCCAUUGUGACCACGCCCGGUUCAAGAGAUAAAGAUCAUAAAGUUUAAUUUUGUUAUGAAAUAUAUCUAAAGUAAAGAAUACAGUAAAGUUCAGUGGAUGCUGCUCCAUCAGAACCGGGUCAUGUGACUGCUGUCAUGUUUCUACCAACCCAGAACCAAGAUGGUGGUUCAGCAGAACCUCAGGUCCGGUUCAGAACCCAACAGAACCAAACUGUUCAGUUAUGCUUUUAUUAAUUCAGUCUGUUAUUCAUUCAUUAAUAAAUAGUUCAGCCAAUGAAUUAAUGAGCUGAUAAAUGAAACAAUAAGAAAGGAAAUAAUCACAAAAAGGGCAUAAAGGUAUUUUUUAAGGUUGUUCUCAGAUGUUAGAAUUUAUCUUUGCGAGGUCAUUGUGGUUCAUUUUCACUCUUUUCUAAAGAGAUUUAUAAUAUUUGGAGAAAAAAUAAACAUGCUGAACACUUCAAAUGAUAAAAAGACUUCUAACAAUGUAUGAGUUUUUGUGGAAAUUUGUUUAAUUGUGCAAUAAAUAUGUAAA